AUGGCCAAGAUUACGAACUUUAUGCGCGUGACGAAGCAGCCAAGGGCGCAUGGGAAGAAGAUAGAUACCGAUGAAGAGCCGGAGGGGCAUAUUCCGGUUUUUAUCUACGAGUUUGUCAAGUACAAAGCUAAGCACGAAAAGCACGAGACUUCUAAGAAACUCAAGACAAUUGUUGAGUAUAUUAAGAAGCAUUACGAUGUACCAAAGGAUUUCGAAGUGAAUGCCAAGUUUGGGUGCCACAGUGGAUUGACGUUCGAGAAGCGGCUGACGAGAGCGUACUUGAUGGGGCAACUCGAUUUGAAGCAUGAAAAAAAGGGUGGAGCUAUGCCGAAGCCGAUCUGUUUGACAUGCGCUACAGUGGGUCACACUUACAAGACGUGUCCUGACGGAUUUUAA
Molecule: messenger RNA, 396 nt
Organism: Plasmopara halstedii
Lineage: Eukaryota; Oomycota; Peronosporomycetes; Peronosporales; Peronosporaceae
Exons: 5
Coding region: 1-396 (131 amino acids)
Source: RefSeq, a predicted model, not a curated record